AUGCUUCUGACCACCAAGUUCCAAAUUCUGAAAGGUACAAAUACGGAUGGCGUGCUCAUCGAUUUGACACGCCUACACGAACCAAACCGCGGGGUUCUCGCGCAUUUCAAGGCACCUACGACUCCAGAAGUCUCUCAAGGAAUCGAGAAUGCUGUCCGAGAAAUAUUGGAGCGUGCAGACACAGCAGUGACGUCGGUCUCGUCUCUUAGCAUCGGCACUACUGCUUUCAUCAACGCUGUGCUCGAAGCGGAUGCACGACGACUAGCGAAGGUUGCUGUCAUUCGCCUGUGUGGACCGUAUACGAAGCAGUGUCCGCCAUUCGUCGACUUCCCGCCACGUCUGCGUGCUCUAACAGAAGGGUAUGUUGGAUAUGUUGACGGCGGUCUACAGAUUGAUGGUCGCGAAGUCCUGCCCUUGGAUGAAGAUCAGGUGAUAGAGCAGUGCAAGAUUAUUAGGGCACAAGGCCUCAAGAAUAUUGUCAUAUGCGGCGUAUUUUCACCCCUGGAUAACGAUGGAAAGCAAGAGCAAACCGCUGCCGAGAUCGUUCAACGCGCAUUAGGAGACGGAGUUAACGUUGUCUGUUCGCGUAACGUUGGACAAGUCGGCUUCCUCGAGCGCGAGAACGCGUCCAUCUUGAACGCUUCAAUCCUCACCUUCGCUCAAAGAACCAUUCGAGGUUUCCAGGCAGCCAUGAAGGCCCUCAAUCUCGCGUGCCCCCUGUUCCUCACUCAGAAUGACGGCACUCUCACGACUGCGGCGUCCGCUGCACGACUACCUAUCCGCACGUUCGCGUCGGGACCUACGAACUCAAUGCGAGGCGCCGCUUUUCUAGCCGGUCUUGACGAGAAGCAGACGGGACAGCAACGCAAGUCGAUCAUUGUUGCUGACAUUGGUGGGACAACCACAGAUGUGGGCGUGCUUCUGCCAUCCGGCUUCCCGCGACAGGCAGCGUCUUUCAUCGAAGUUGGCGGGGUGCGUACGAACUUCGCCAUGGCGGAUGUCCAGUCCAUUGGCCUGGGUGGCGGCUCCCGUGUGAAGGUGUCUGAGACGGCUCAGGGGCGCAGCGUGACUGUCGGUCCCGAUUCCGUGGGACACUAUAUUACAAGGGACGCGAAGGUGUUCGGGGGAGACGUAUUGACUACCACUGAUGUCGUUGUCGCAAGUGGCCGUGCACAACUGGGAGAAAAAAACAACGUUACCGGUAUUGACCCAGACACCGUCGAGAAGGCCAGCAAGGCAAUGAAGAAACAGCUGGAGGGAAUUAUCGAUAAAAUGAAAACAUCUCCCGAAGACAUAACUGUUCUCUUAGUUGGUGGUGGCAGUAUCAUCGCGCCAGAGCAACUGUUUGGAGUCGGGGAAAUCGUACGCCCACCUUACUUUGGAGUUGCGAACGCUGUCGUCGCCGGAGAAAUAGACACCAUAGAGAUACUGCAAGGUCGCGAUAUACACGAAGUCAUCGAAGGUAUCAAGGCUCAAGCGAUCGAGAAGGCCAUCAAAGGCGGUGCCGACCCAGCGACUGUCAAGAUCGUCGAGGUCGCUAACCUCCCUGUGCAAUACGUGACGAACCAAGCAACAAGGAUCAUCGUCAAAGCUGCGGGUGACCUGGCACCCGAAGCGGUGGCCUCCAUGUCCGCGUUUGAUAUACAGAUAAACGAUCAGGACGUGGCCAACAUAGAAGAGAACGACAAGACGGUCCUCACCGAUAGUAUUGGGGAGGAUGCAACUAUAGACAUUGAAACUUAUACGCCUGAAGUUCGACAAGAUCGCUCUUGGAGUGUAUCUGAGUUGGACCUCAAGUGGAUCGCAGACGGCUGCGGAAUAUUGGGCACAGGCGGGGGAGGCACAACAUACCCACCGUACCUCAUGGCUCGCCAACUCCUGCGCGACGGGAAAGAGAUCAUUGUCGUCGAUCCGGAUGACGUCGCUGAAGAUACGAUCUUUCUGCGCUGCAUGUUUAUGGGAUCUCCUAGCGUCUCGAUCGAGCGUGUACAAGGAGGAAACGAAAUACCCACGUCUAUUCGUAGAUUGAUGACGUAUAUGAACCUGCAAGACUUCGCAGGCGUUAUAUCCGAUGAGAUUGGAGGAGGAAACGGCAUACAGCCUAUGCUUGUCGCCGCGGAAAUGGGUAAGACAGUUCUAGACGCUGAUCUCAUGGGCCGCGCCUAUCCCAAUAUGUAUCAAUCGCUGCCUGGUGCAUUCAAUAUCCCCGGUGGGCUUUGGCCUUGUGCAAUAUCUGACGGCGUUGGGAACACGGUGGUCAUGCCCUCGGCAAGCACGCCCAAGAUGAUUGAGACUGUCCUUCGUAGUGCAACAACAGAAAUGGGCUCUAGAAGCGGUGUUAGCAUGGCUCCUCUGAGCCGUUUAAAUUGCCAAAAAUAUGGUGUUACGCGCAGUGUCUCGCAAGCGUGGCACAUUGGUCGUGCAGUCGCUCUUUGCAGAAGGAGAAACGACUUGAAGGCUAUACCCGCCGCAAUCCUAGAAUUGCAGAACGGCGCUUGCCUGUUCGUUGGUAAGAUUGUGGACGUGCAAAGAGAAGUACGCAAGGGUUUCACCUGGGGUCAAGUCACUAUCGUGCCCUUGGUGGAGGACGAGGAAGAAGAUGAUGGCUCCAUAAACGCGCCCGCGCCUGCGUAUGGCCCGGAUGACCGCCUCAUCAUACCGUUCCAGAAUGAGAACCUGUAUGCGUACUUGGCGACCCCAGACGGACAGCAGAAGAUGUUGGCUACUGUGCCGGACCUCAUCACUGUCCUGGACUCGCAGAACGGAACAGCUCUUGGCACUCCUGAUUACCGGUAUGGCUUGAGGGUGACCGUCAUCGCCAUGGCGGCCGAUCCUAAGUGGACCACUACCCCAGAAGGCCUGGCAUGCGGCGGUCCGGCUGCAUUCGGCUUGCAUGACCUUGCCUUCAAGCCCAUCGCCCAGUACAAGGAACCUGUGAGCGUCAUCACCCAGUUUGCUCCUGCCUGA
This is a messenger RNA of Fomitopsis serialis, 2967 nucleotides long. Its product is annotated as hydantoinase/oxoprolinase. Gene Ontology annotation, cellular component: cytosol. The transcript has 18 exons. Gene Ontology annotation, biological process: glutathione metabolic process. NCBI's taxonomy places the organism in Eukaryota, Fungi, Basidiomycota, Agaricomycetes, Polyporales, Fomitopsidaceae. The record is from RefSeq and is a predicted model, not a curated record. Gene Ontology annotation, molecular function: 5-oxoprolinase (ATP-hydrolyzing) activity. Bases 1 to 2967 code for a protein of 988 amino acids.